AAAAAAUAAUUCAAAUUACAUAGCAUGUUGCAGUUUUUUGUGUGUUAAAGUUUGUUUUAUAGGUGCACUGUUCUGUCAGGAACAAAAAAAGCCCCACCUCAGACAAACCCUAGCUCAGCCCCUUAUGUGCCAGUAUCCAAAACAUUCCAAAUUUUGCAAUCCUUCUUUGACUGAUAAACCAUGGCAACGAUUUCCCGCAACAUGACAACUGAAGACUACUCCAACUACUAUUCCAUAGAUCCAAAUAGGUACCAGAUCUGCAACAAUAACAAUGUAUUGGUCUUCAGCAGAGUCUUCCUACCUACACUCUACAGCAUCGUCUUUAUUGUGGGGUUCAUCGGCAACGGCCUGGUGUUGUGUGUCCUGAUCAAGUACCACAAAAUGUCCAACAUGUCAGAUGUGUGCCUCUUCAACCUUGCACUUUCAGACCUCCUCUUCCUUCUCUCAUUGCCUUUCUGGGCUCAUUACACCGCCAUCACUCAUUGGAGCUUCGGGAGCUUCAUGUGCCAUGCAGUGAUGGCGCUCUAUAUACUGGGAUUCUAUGGAAGUAUCUUCUUUAUGAUCCUCAUGACCAUAGACCGCUAUGCUGUCAUUGUCCACACUUAUACCUCCAUCUUAUCUAAGCACCGGUCUGUCAAAGCAAGCAUAGCCCUGAUUUUGUUUAUGUGGACACUUAGCCUGGGAGCUUCUCUGCCAAACAUCAUUUUAUCACAAGCAGUGAAGUCAAAUGAAUCAGAUAGAUGGACAUGCAGUGUGGAAUAUCCAGUAGGAACAGCAUGGACAUCAUUCAUUUACAUCGAGCUGAACAUCCUCGGCUUAAUUAUUCCUCUCUCAGUGAUGUUGUUCUGCUACUCACGUAUCAUCACCAUUUUAAUGACCAUGAAGUCUAAGAAGAAACACCACGCUGUCAGGCUCAUGCUGGUCUUGGUCAGUGUUUUCUUCCUCUUCUGGACGCCUUACAACAUCGUCAUCUUCCUGAAGUUCCUGCAACAACUGGGUUAUAUGAGCACCUGUCAGUGGUAUCAGGACCUGAACAUGGCUAUACAGUGGGUGGAAACCAUAGCGUUCACUCACUGCUGCCUCAACCCCAUCAUCUACGCCUUUGUGGGGCAGAGAUUCAGGAAUUUAUUUCUAAAGGUCCUGAAAGAGUGGUUUUCUCUUUGCUUUAGCCAGUGCCCAACAGGCAUCAUUCACUUAUCAGAAACAAGGAACUUCUCAUGAUCCUCAAUGAUUACAAGCACAAAAAUUGUUCGGCCAUUAGUGGGCAAAAGGGCAGCAUUUGAAAUGUAAAUGUUUAUUAAAAACAUUAUUGCAUUUGUUUAGUGGAGUUUAUGUAAAUUUAUGCAUGGAAUAUAUACUCACAUAAUAUUAAGUAUUAUUAAAUAUCAUUAAGACUCAACAUGUUUUUUUGUCAUAUAUUCCUCACACUAUUUGCAUACUGUCAUUUUGUAGAUGGAGCCCCUAAGUGUUCUUGUCUUUUAAGGAAUAAUCUUGUACCAUCAGAUGGUAGUGCAAAAAAGUCCAAAAAUCUAUGGGUGGUUUAAAAAA
Messenger RNA from Hemibagrus wyckioides, 1548 nucleotides. Its product is annotated as C-C chemokine receptor type 5-like. The transcript is spliced from 2 exons. Gene Ontology annotation, molecular function: chemokine receptor activity. The coding region runs from base 181 to 1221 and encodes 346 amino acids. Gene Ontology annotation, cellular component: membrane. NCBI's taxonomy places the organism in Eukaryota, Metazoa, Chordata, Actinopteri, Siluriformes, Bagridae. The record is from RefSeq and is a predicted model, not a curated record. Gene Ontology annotation, biological process: G protein-coupled receptor signaling pathway; immune response; chemotaxis.